Meloidogyne enterolobii is the source of this 524-nucleotide messenger RNA. The record is from the annotation of a GenBank genome assembly. NCBI's taxonomy places the organism in Eukaryota, Metazoa, Nematoda, Chromadorea, Rhabditida, Meloidogynidae.
UUUUUUCUUCUCCAUAUGAACGGGCAUUGCAAACAGCUUUACUUCUUUUAGGGGAAAGCCACAAAAAUUUUGAUUCUAAAGGGAAUUUGGAGAAUGAAUUGAAAAUAAAGGUAGAACCUGGAUUUAUAGAGAACAUGAUUGAUUGUGUCAAUAAACCUAUUGGUUAUGAGGAUAUUGAAGAAUUGGCAAAGCAUCAUUCUCGCUUAGAUACUGCAUAUGACGAAGGCCGAAGAUCAGACAUAGGUUGUAAUAAUCGUCUUGAAUAUGUGUUAAAUCAACUUCUCUAUAAUGAUGAAAAACAAUGUUUAAAAGAUCUAUUCUUCGAUAAAAGUUUGGUCGAUCAAGACAAAGAAGGCAAGGAUUAUAAUGAAUGGAUCCAGCCAGGAGAGGAAACCGCAGAGCAAAUUGUAAUUGUUGCGCAUGGAUUGAUGAUUAAUGCCUUUCAUAAUCAAAUUUCAGGGAUGUUUACAUAUGCAGCUCAGACUUCGAUCGUUAAAAUUGUUGAAUUGGAUCCAUCAAGGUAA